AAAAAUGUAAACAAACACGUGUGUUCCUUCAGAAAUAACAGAAAUGAUGCAAUAUUGAGAAAUCUACUAGACAUUUUACGAUACUAUGAUUUUUAUUAUGCAAAACAACUUAUGAUUACAACAUUUCAGACAUUUGUGAAAUUGUUAUCAAUCAGCAGGCUACACAUUUCUACCAUGAACAAGAUUGUUAAAGUUUCUGAAAAUGAACUGCAAGAACUUGUUUCUGUAGCAGUUAACAGUCUUAAAGGUGGGAACAUUAUAGCUGUUCCUACAGAUACAAUAUAUGGUGUAGCAGGCCUUGUACAGAAUUCUGAAGCUGUUGAUAGACUGUAUAGUAUAAAGAACAGAGACUACAACAAACCUGUAGCAAUAAGUGUAGCUGACAUAUCUGAUGUGUAUAGAUGGGGACAAGUCACAGUACCUCAAGCUUUACUGUCCAAGUUAUUACCAGGACCAGUUACAGUUGUGCUCAACAGGACAUCAGACCUUAACCCUGAACUAAAUCCCAAAACAUCUCUUGUUGGUAUUAGGAUACCAGACCAUGAAUUCAUCAGGGAAGUUGCCAGAAGCUGUCAGGAACCUCUGGCUCUUACUAGUGCUAAUAUCAGUUCAGCACAAAGUACUUUGAGGGUGGAGGAAUUUGAGAAUUUGUGGCCUAAACUAGAUAAAGUAUUUGAUGAUGGUAUGCUUGGUGAUACAUUCCACUCCAGACAGGGUUCAACAGUGGUAGAUUUAUCUAAGAAAGGAGUAUACAAAAUAAUAAGGGAUGGCAGUUCCCUCAAAAGUACAGUACAGUUACUGAGUAGUUAUGGAUUAACAGAAGAUAAUACUUCAUGACAAAGACAAUAUUUUAGAUUUUGAAAAAAACUAAUCCUAAUUUAUAGAAGUAUAUUGGGCACAGCUCUGCAAUGUAUUUUAUGGCUUGCAGAUGCAAUUUCUAGUAUGAAUGUGAGCACUGUUUUAUGUGGUGGAUUAUAACUCAAUCAAAUGUACAUGUAUGUGUAGAAGGCCUAAAAACUGACUUGCAAACUAUGAAACACAAUACUGUAAUACUUAUUGUGUAUUUUUGAAAAGCACAUGUAUACUGAUAUAUCAAGAACUUUACUUGAAAACAGAUCUUCAAAAUAUUGUCCCAUGUAUCUACCUUUUAUACAUUUUAUGAAUGGUAUUUUUGUGUACUUAUACAAGCACUGAAAAAUUUUAAAAUGCAAUUAUAAAAAUAUUAGAUUUUA
This is a messenger RNA of Mytilus californianus (California mussel), 1232 nucleotides long. Its product is annotated as threonylcarbamoyl-AMP synthase-like. The transcript is spliced from 5 exons. Gene Ontology annotation, molecular function: double-stranded RNA binding; nucleotidyltransferase activity; tRNA binding. Gene Ontology annotation, biological process: regulation of translational fidelity. The record is from RefSeq and is a predicted model, not a curated record. Bases 112 to 837 code for a protein of 241 amino acids. Lineage: Eukaryota; Metazoa; Mollusca; Bivalvia; Mytilida; Mytilidae. Gene Ontology annotation, cellular component: cytoplasm.